GACAACGUUGGAACCUAUCAGCCACUCGUGGCUCUGCCCUUGCAUGGAUGAUAAAGUGGCGCAGAUCAGCCUUGGGCUGUUUUCCAUCGGAGAGAUCGCUCACCCCAGCACAGCCACAGCUCAGGCUGGAGCAUGAGCAGCUCAGUUCCCUGAACGGGAAAGGAAAUUGCUUGGGUGCACAUUGGGAUAUCGUACUACCUGUUUCGUGCUCGCGUUCAAGCCAAAAAGACACCAAUAUUCAACUAUUGCGAGCAUGAAUACCGCCUUCAAUCCUUCUGAUUUACAUUUGUCGUCCCAGCAACUUCCUCAUUCUCUUCAACGAG
Mytilinidion resinicola is the source of this 323-nucleotide messenger RNA. RefSeq lists its product as uncharacterized. NCBI's taxonomy places the organism in Eukaryota, Fungi, Ascomycota, Dothideomycetes, Mytilinidiales, Mytilinidiaceae. The transcript is spliced from 2 exons. The coding region runs from base 48 to 257 and encodes 69 amino acids. The record is from RefSeq and is a predicted model, not a curated record.